CGGCCUGACUUUUCGGAUCGCUCCUGAUGAGUACUUCCAGCUCUGAGCCAUAUGAAUCAAAUGCCCAUACAAUGUCGUCAGUUGGAUUUCUCGCUUUACACACAUACUCGUUACCGUCCGUAUGCGAUUUAUCUCGGUAGACAACCUGACACAACACGAGUCGUCGAAAACAAAGGAAUCCAGUUCCGUCCGAAUGCUGGAAAGAUGUGGAAUGGGAUGGUGCAAGGCCACUUUGUAUUGCUGGCUCCUGUCUCGCUGUCAACCAUCUUGAGGCUAAACGUCCGAUGAAGAGAACCAGAAUGCAAAAGUGUUGGAAAUCCUCAGGUGUUGCACAGGGUAGACUCCAGGCUGGUAAGGCCA
Molecule: messenger RNA, 360 nt
Organism: Guyanagaster necrorhizus
Lineage: Eukaryota; Fungi; Basidiomycota; Agaricomycetes; Agaricales; Physalacriaceae
Exons: 1
Coding region: 61-288 (75 amino acids)
Source: RefSeq, a predicted model, not a curated record